This is a messenger RNA of Alternaria viburni, 1383 nucleotides long. RefSeq lists its product as uncharacterized. Lineage: Eukaryota; Fungi; Ascomycota; Dothideomycetes; Pleosporales; Pleosporaceae. Bases 1 to 1383 code for a protein of 460 amino acids. Gene Ontology annotation, cellular component: cytoplasm. Gene Ontology annotation, biological process: protein phosphorylation. The transcript has 3 exons. The record is from RefSeq and is a predicted model, not a curated record. Gene Ontology annotation, molecular function: ATP binding; protein serine/threonine kinase activity.
AUGGAGACUUCCAAGCAAAGACUCAGACGGGCUAUGCGACUUCCUGGCCCAUCCAUUGGCUUGAAACGAUCCCAGACAGAUACUACUAAUGGCCAAGUUCAGCUGCGCCCUGGCGAUCAGGCUGAAGGUGGGGUAGAGCCGGCAGUAGCAGAUCUGCUUCAUCGCCGGUCCAUGUCUCCUUCGCUACAAUCUAGUGCACAACAACUUACCAUGCCGCCAAACACUAGCAGCUUUCCUGAUAGAUGGGCCGAGAUAAGGCGAAAGGCCGAGCUGAGGCAAACGGGUCAAGGAGCCGAGCAAAACGAGGAAGAAACCCAAGAUGAAGAGACCAUCGAGAGUCGCGUGGCACGCAUAAAAGCUCGAGUAGCAGAGUUGACAGGCAACUAUGAGAAAGGCUUCCCUGUUCCUACUGAGCAAAACCAAGAGAGACCAUUAGCACUGCACACCCGUCGACAUACGGCUGGGAACAUCACCACCUCCCCUAAUGCACAACCUGCGCCUCGUCACAAUGAUAUUUGCAUGGAACUUGUAGUCUUCGACGAUGCCUUAUCUGAGCCGUCCGUCAUCAAAACCGUUGGAGAUUCUACCCGAACAUCGUCAGGGGAUGGAAGCGAUCCGACUCAUAUCGAACGAGACCUAUUCUGCAGAACAUGGGAUUCGAAGCCAAUACUAAAUCGUAUAUUAUCGGAGAUAGGUGUUGCAAGCCCUCGAGAUGCUCUCGAUAGCCUUGGGAUUACCGAUCUGUGGCUACCGCUGUCGAAACAACUACUCAAACGAUUACUGAGUGAUCCUCGUCAUGUCUCAGAGUUUCUGAAACUACAAGACGAACAUCUCAGUGUGGUUCUUGCGUAUUGGACGCAGCUUGUCACAGGAGAACGUAUACACGAGAUGAUGUUCAGUCACUGCGAGUUUGAGGACGACGAAGAGAUAUUCGAGGAGAAUCGUUUGCUCGGCGAAGGGAUGGUCGGUCUUGUCGAGGAGGUAACUGUACGAAGCCGAGAACCACCUCUUAUAUGCGUACGAAAGAAAAUUGCAAGGCCUAAACAACUCAAAGCUCACCGGCAGAUCAUGGCUGCCUUCAUCCGAGAGAUCGGGGUUAUGCGUCAAGUCGAUCAUCGCCACUGCGUUCGGUUUCUUGGGAGUUAUACCGACAAUGAGUCUGUCAAUAUUCUCUCGACCCCGGUGGCUGACAUGGAUCUUGCUGCCUUCCUCGAUAAGCCUAUUGGGGACCGGGAAUGGGCCAUACUCUACAAGGGCAUUGACUGUGUUUGUAACGGGCUAUUGUAUCUCCAUGACAACAAGAUUCGGCACGAGGAUCUGAAGCCUCAGAACGUUCUUGUUCAUGGCACCAACAUAUUGCUCACCGACUUUGGAUUCAGGUGA